Peniophora sp. CBMAI 1063 is the source of this 645-nucleotide messenger RNA. The record is from the annotation of a GenBank genome assembly. Lineage: Eukaryota; Fungi; Basidiomycota; Agaricomycetes; Russulales; Peniophoraceae.
AUGCUCGGCGAUCGAAUCGCUGCGAACGCUAGAGUGGACGGGUCGCUGCCGAUGCUGUUGUCACUAGUAUCGUGGUGGUGGAAUGGCGAUCUCGCGCUGAAGGAUGGGGAGGCUUUGAUUGACCCAGCCGCACGUGCCUCUAGGCCAUCGCUGUUGGACGACCCAGCGACAUACGUUGCGGCUCUGGCGAUUUGCGUGUUCCAGACAACGCUAUCCGCCACGACUUACGAUCUAAUCGAUGCCAGAGGAAUCGAUCAGAUGAUAUCAGCUCAGGACGGCCGCAAGUCGUGGACUGAGGCCGAGAACUUGCAUCAGUACAUCUUACGAAGCGGCAUUGUCACUAGGACGGAAGAGGACGUGGACAUGGAUCUGGAAGAGGCCGAUCGCGUCGCAGAGCUGCGCGAUGUGAUUCUCGACUAUGGCCGGGCGAUGCUUGCUAUGGCCGUAGACCUUCAUGCGACUAAUAAAGACUUUAGCUUGAAGAAGUUGCGGCAGAAUCUCGAUCGCGACGUCCAGUACGCGUACGGCUUGCCAUUAAAAGACUGGAUCGAUUCAACUGAUGUGGCCCAUCGCCCAUUCAUACCUUCCGUCACGUUCGUUCCCGACUACAAGCCAGAUAUCACAUUCCAGUUCGCCUCCUCGUAA